Molecule: messenger RNA, 487 nt
Organism: Drosophila teissieri
Lineage: Eukaryota; Metazoa; Arthropoda; Insecta; Diptera; Drosophilidae
Product: cuticle protein 38-like
Exons: 1
Coding region: 80-487 (135 amino acids)
Source: RefSeq, a predicted model, not a curated record
AAGAGCAGUGGGAUAUCAAACAGUUUCUAGCCUUCCGAAGAAGCAAAACAACGAAAUAUACCACCAUGCUCAAAUACGUAUGUUCUUGAGAAAGGACCCUCAAAGGAUUAAACUAAUCAAGCUGAUUUAUUCACAGGCCGUCGUCGUCCUCGCACUCGUUGCCUGUGCUGCUGCCAAGCCUGGACUCCUGGGUGCGCCAUUGGCCUACACUGCUCCCCUGGCUUACACUGCUCCUGCUGCCGUGGUAGCUGCUCCCGCUCCAGUUGUGACCGCCACCAGCCGCCAGGUGAUCGCCAGGAACUUCAAUGGAAUCGCCGCCGCUCCUGUGAUUGCUCCCGUGGUGGCCAAGUACGCUGCUGCUCCUCUGUCUGCUCCAUUAGCUACUCCUUUGGCUGCUCCUUUGGCUGCUCCCCUGACCUACUCCUCGCCUUUUGCCUACUCAGCACCUCUGAGCUAUGCCGCUGCUCCUGCACCGCUCCUCAUCUAA